GCACACCCCCAACCACCAGCCACAAAUCCUCUAGAUGGCAGUCUGUAGAUUUACCACAGUGUGUUAUGAAUCUCCACUUACGUUGGUGAUCUGAAAUUGUAAACAAAAUGAGUUGCUUAUGGAUGGGUAAUCUCGAGCCUUACAUGGAUGAGAAGUUCAUCUCUCGUGCAUUCGCCACCAUGGGAGAGCUUGUGGUGGGGGUGAGAAUCAUCCGGAACAAAAUGAACUGGGGUGCGGCAGGCUAUUGCUUUGUUGAGCUGGCGGACGAGGCCACUGCUGAGAGGUGUCUCAGGAAAGUCAACGGAAAGCCUCUCCCUGGAGCCACACCGCCGAAGAGGUUCAAACUAAACCGCGCCACGUACGGAAGACAAGAAGAGAACAGAGGUGGUUACUCAGACAACAGGUACAAUCAGCCAUACUCAUACAACAACAGCCAGUACUACCAACAGUACCCCGACUACUACUCCAACUGGGGCUAUGACCAGAACACGGGCAGCUACGGAGGUUACAACUACAACCACUAUGACUAUAGCAAUCAGGGUUAUGGGGAGACUGAAGAUGAUGGAUUGGAGUACCCCAUGGUGACACUGGAUGUGGUGGCAGCCAACAGGCAGUACAUGGAGGAGAGUGAGGAGCUGUAUGAUGCCCUCACAGACUGCCACUGGCCUGCCCUGGAGCCUCCUGGUCCUACUGCUGCUGACCCAUCCAAGGCACAGUAGAGCUAGCAGACCCCCUGGUCGACAGACAGCAACAGUCAGACUCUCUCAACCUCUCGAUGUGGAUUGUUUGGAACAGCCCAGUGUGAAGGUUCAAAGGGUAAAGGCAUCUCGUCCUGGCUGCCAAGAGUAGCUGGGUCUUCAGUGUCUCGUACACUUGCAAUGGGCUAAGCUAAGCGAACAGACCACAGUGUCUGAUUUGUGUGAACCCAGCUCCAGUGACUGAAAGGAUGCCCCCCUCAUGUUUGAAUUUUUAUUUUUAUUGCUCACCCCCACUCAUUUUUGGGGGGUUAUUGGGCACUGGUUUGGUUCCAAUUGCCCAAUGAACAGGCUUGUUUCGGUGCUUGAUGUCUUUGUAAUCAUAUCUUCAAGGACCGCGGUGCUAGUUUGAGACUGUCUUUUCCCUCCCUCACUACCUUUUUCAUAUUUGUUGUCCACACUGGAAAAUAGAAUAAGAUUGAAAUAUAAUCCCUAUUCGACACCCUAUUCAACCUAUUGAUUAUCUAUCUAGGGCCACUUGCUUCUUAUUGUGGAGUGGAAGACUGUGUAGUAGGUGUUUUAAACCUUUCUCCUCCACGUUAUAAUUUGAAAGCUGUGGUACAGACAGAAUUGUUGAUUCUGCUUUAUGUAAAUACUCAUCAACAGAAGACAUUGUGGAAGUGCGUGUAUUCACUUUAUAAUAUCUUACAUGAAUAAUACAUUAUAAAUGCUUAAUAAAUUAAUAUAAAUACUUUUACAUUUUUUUAAUAUAAUGAAAUACUUUAAUAAAUAGGUUAUGAAUACUUAUUCUUCAGAGUUAUUAUAAGUGUAACUGUUUCAUCAAUGUCAAAUGCGAUGUCCUGUAUAGCAGGAUAUGAUGGUAUUCUUUAUGGCUAGUCUACAGAUCACCUCAUAUUACUGUAGUAGACAUACAGUAUCAGAUCAGCUUGUUCAGUGAUAAUAGCUCCAAGACCACAUGCUGACUGCAGAAAAGAAUAUCAGUAUCUACAAGCUCACAUCACCAGUAUUCAUAUUUCUUGCUUUUGAUGAUAAAUACUUGUGACAUUGAUGCUCUGAGACCGACAUGUAUUAAAAUGUGGAAUAACCUAAUUCUGAAACACAAUUCAAGGCCCUAAAAUAAUCUGUUACUCUAUUUGAAAAGAUUAACUACAAACCUGCUCUUGUAAUAAGAGUAGAGAAGCACAAAAACUAUGAUAUGUUUUUGCUCCAUGCACUUGAAAAUCCAUCUUUUACUAGUUUAAAUUCACCAGAUGCCCAGUAAUUAAUUGAGGGGAAAGUAUUCCUUCCUAGAAUACUAAAUUAUAGGCUGGAAUCAGAAUCCUGAAACAAUAGUAAAACAGCCAUUCAGUUUGCA
Oncorhynchus masou masou (cherry salmon) is the source of this 2070-nucleotide messenger RNA. Its product is annotated as tRNA selenocysteine 1-associated protein 1-like. Gene Ontology annotation, molecular function: tRNA binding. Bases 108 to 719 code for a protein of 203 amino acids. The transcript is spliced from 7 exons. Lineage: Eukaryota; Metazoa; Chordata; Actinopteri; Salmoniformes; Salmonidae. Gene Ontology annotation, biological process: selenocysteine incorporation. Gene Ontology annotation, cellular component: nucleus. The record is from RefSeq and is a predicted model, not a curated record.